Molecule: messenger RNA, 1296 nt
Organism: Protobothrops mucrosquamatus (brown spotted pit viper)
Lineage: Eukaryota; Metazoa; Chordata; Lepidosauria; Squamata; Viperidae
Product: succinate--CoA ligase [ADP-forming] subunit beta, mitochondrial-like
Exons: 1
Coding region: 85-1296 (403 amino acids)
Biological process (GO): tricarboxylic acid cycle; succinyl-CoA metabolic process
Cellular component (GO): succinate-CoA ligase complex; mitochondrion
Molecular function (GO): ATP binding; succinate-CoA ligase (ADP-forming) activity
Source: RefSeq, a predicted model, not a curated record
AGCCAGCGGUUUUCCACGACGUCUCCCGUCCGGCAGCUGCAGCGUCAGCGUCUCCGCCACCUCUCCAUCCAUGAAUACCUGAGCAUGAAGCUGCUGAAGGAGGCCGGCGUCUGCGUCCCGUACGGCUUGGUGGCCAGGACCCCCGAGGAAGCGUACAAGGUGGCCCGGAAGAUCGGCACCAAUGACCUGGUGGUGAAGGCCCAGGUGGUGGCGGGGGGCCGGGAAAAGGGGGUCUUCGAAGGUGGGCUGAAAGGCGGCGUGCAGAUCGUGUGUUCUCCAGAGGAGGCCAAGGAGGUGGCCGCCCAGAUGAUCGGCAAGAAACUCAUCACCAUACAGACGGGCGAAAAAGGACGGAUCUGCAACCAGGUUCUGGUCUGCGAGCGCCGAUACCUGCGGAAGGAGUACUACUUCGCCAUCAGCAUGGAGAGGGACUUCCAGGGGCCGGUGAUCGUCGCCAGUUCUCAGGGCGGCGUCCGGAUCGAAGACGUGGCGGCCGACAAACCGGAGUCCAUCCUGAAGGAGCCGGUGGAUAUCGUGGCGGGCCUGCAACGCAGCCAAGCCAUCCCGUUGGCUGAGAAAAUGGGCUUCCCUUCGGAGCUGGUGGAAGAGGCGGCGGACAACAUGAUCAAACUCUACAACUUCUUCAUCAAUUACGACGCCGUCAUGGUGGAGAUCAACCCGCUGGUGGAGGACUCUACGGGGAGAGUGAUGUGCAUGGACGCCAAGGUCAUCUUCGACAGCAACUCGGCCUUCCGCCAGCAGAAGGUCUUCGAGCUUCAGGACUGGACCCAGAUGGACGACAAGGAACGGGAGGCGGCCAAUGCGGAGCUCAACUACAUCGCUUUGGACGGCAACAUCGGUUGUCUGGUCAAUGGGGCAGGCUUGGCCAUGGCCACCAUGGACAUCAUCAAGCUCCACGGAGGCGCCCCGGCCAACUACCUCAGUGUGGGCGGCGGGGCCACGGUGGAGCAAGUCACCGAGGCCUUCAAGCUGAUCACCUCCAACGAGAAGGUCCAGGCCAUCCUGGUCAACAUCUUCGGAGGCCUCAUGCGGUGCGAUGUCAUCGCGCACGGGAUCAUCAUGUCCGUCGAGGACCUGGAGCUCAAAAUCCCCAUCGUGGUGCGCCUGCAAGGCACCCGGGUGGCCGACGCCAAAGUCCUGAUCGCCGAGAGCGGCUUGAAGAUCCUGCCCUGCGACGAUCUGGACCGGGCGGCCAAGAUGGCCGUCAAGCUCUCCGAGAUCAUGACGUUGGCCAAAGAGGUGGACCUCGAUGUGAAGUUUCACUUGCCCCCCUGA